AUAAAAAUAAAAUAAUAAAAAAUAAUAAAAUAAUAAAAAAAAUAUUUUUUUAUUUUCUGCCAAAAAAUUUGGUCACUGGAAUUCUGCCACCGGUCGCCGGAAAAUGGUCGCCGGUCACCGGAAUAGGCUAUUUGUCGCCGGAAUAUGCUAUUUUGUGGCCGGAAUAUGCUUACCGGAGUCGGAAUAUGCUUACCGGCGUCGGAAUAUGCUUACCGGCGUCGGAAUCUAGUCACCGGGGCCGGAAUAUGCCUAUCGGCGUCGGAAUCUGCUCACUGACGGUCACCGGAGUUCGGUCAACGGUCUUCGUUGACCGGUCAACGGUCAACGACCACCGGAUGUUAUGGUUAGCAUUGUGAGAUUUAUGGUUUGGUUUCUCAUAUUUUUUUAUGCCUUUUAUGGUUUGUUUUAUUGUGUUUGUGGUUUGCAUUGAGAAGUUUCUGGUUUGUUUUCAAAAACUUUGUGGUUUGCAUUGUGAGGUUUCUGGUUUGUUUUAAUAUAUUUGUGGUUUGCAUUAUGACGUUUAUGGUUUGCUUUUUGUGGUUUGAUUUACUGUGUUUGUGGUUUGCAUUAUGAGGUUUCUGGUGUGUUUUCGCAAAUGUUGUGGUUUGCAUUGUGGGGUUUCUGGUUUGUUUUAGGAGAUUUGUGGUUUGCAUUAGGAGGAUUCUGGUUUGCUUUAUUGUGUUUCUGGUGUGUUUUCGAAUUUUUGUGGUUUGCUUUGCGAGGUUUCUGGUGUGGUUUCGAAAAUUUUGUGGUUUGCUUUGUGAGGUUUCUGGUUUGUUUUAAUAGAUUUUUGGUAUGCAUUAGGACGUUUCUGGUUUGUUUUUGUGGUUUGCAUUAUGAGGUUUCUGGUGUGUUUUUGAAAAUUCCGUGGUUUGAUUUGUGAGGUUUCUGGUUUGUUUUAGAGCAUCUGCGGUCUGGUUUACGAGGUUUCUGGAAUGCUUUAUGUGGUUUGUUUUAUUGUGUUUGUGGUUUGCAUUAGCAGGUUUUUGAUGUGUUUUAAAAAUAUUUGUGGUCUACUUUGUGAUUUUCAUCGAAGGUCAUUGAAAUGAGUGGUUUAUUCUGCGUUUUAAUAGUAUUACCACUGGACCAAUUACCAAAACCUUUAGGAGUUGUUUGGAUUCAGGUUUUUAAUUUGAGAGAUUUGUGAGAAAUUUUGCCUCAAAUCACUCAACUAAAAAACCAGAUAUUUGUGAUCAAGGAUUUAUAUCAAAUCCUUUGUUUGUUUAAAUAUGUGGGUUUUCAAUGAGAAAAGCCAAAUUUCUAUUUUGCCCUCUUUGUUCAUCGUCUUCCACGUCGUAGGCAUCCCACGGAAGCUCGGAGAACAAUCCAUUUCCCCGUCGCCCAGCCAUAUCACCGUCAAUAAUCGAAGAUUGAGGCAAUCAGAUCUACACCAUCAAUUGAAAGAAACCAAAAAAGGGUUUCGAUCUGGAAGGACAAGUCUCAUCGAAGAAGAUGGGAAGGGAGGAUGUGAAUCGUUUGCGGAAGCAAUUGUCGCCGGAAAAGGGUAGUGGAUCCCUCACUGCUGCUGCAUGUCCUCGCUUUCCCUCCCAUCAUCGGGUUCGUUGUCUCUUCAGUAGCCGAGUUGCCGGAACGAACCCAAAAAUUGCCCCUCCCAAAGAACACCCAAUCAUCGACAAACAAUCAGGAGAAAAUCGAGGAACAAACCCAUAAAUCGGCGGAAAUCACCAUGCCAGAGAUCGCCCCAAUGAACCCAGAAAUUCCCAUCCCAAAGAACGAACCCAGAUCUCUUCGCCUAGUUCUUGACCGCUCUCACGAGCUUCUUCUUUGUCUAGACUGGUGGUUGGUGGGAGAAUGAAUGAUCGUGGAAGAGGAUUAUGGUUCGGCGGGCAUCGGAUUCCGGUCGCGUCUACUGCCUUCUCCGCUCAAUUACGCCUCUCCUCUGGUCGAGCGAAAUCUGGUUCACUGGGUACUCAAUCGCUUGUUCGGCUCCUGCGGCGGCGGGCUAUUCAACCGGAAAGAAUUAGCUGAAGGAACUCGCUGUUGCGAGCCUGGCGAUGGCACCAACUGGCAUUGCCAGGAGAUUGAACAGGAAAUCCACAAAGUCAUUCCCUGCUUCAGCACACAAGACCCUCUUAUCGUUUUUGUCGAUUAUCAGCUUCACGCUGAAGCUAGCAUCUGUAGCCGCUGCCAUCGAACCAACGAAUCGACGGGUAACCAGGUGAAGAUUUUGUCGAUGAGUUCUGGAGGGAGGCUGGGCAAAAGCGGCGGCGAGUGCUGGUCAACCUUCCGUCGGAUGGGAUUCGACGGUAGUGACUCCAUAAAAAAGAAAUCGGCGGAGGAGUGCGCACAGGAGGAGAAGCCGUCGGCUUCGGAGGAGAGCGUACGGAGGAGAGAUUUUGAUGGCGGCAUCCUGAUAGCAGUGGCAGAGAUUCUGCCAUUUUGCGUCGCCGGCGGCGGGUCUAGCAGCAGUGGCGGAGGAGUUUGAUGGGGUUGUGAAGAGGAAGGGGAGGAGAAGCUGAUGGCGACGGAGGAGAUAGAGGUCUGGUAGGGGAAGAGGGAGAAACAAAAACACGCUUUUUAUUAGUUUUUUUAAUUCUAGUUUUUUUAAUGUUUUUGUAAGUUUACCCUUAUACCCUUGUUGUUACCGUAACAACAUACUGGGUGUUGUUAUACUAUCUUCUCCCGUUGCUCGUAGAUUCCUCCGCCGACGCCACCAUGAACCGCGAUCUCCUCAUCCUCGUCAUCAUCGUGGACACAAAAAGCGGGAUCUAAACAUAUAGCAACCGGACCAAUGGUAAUGAAAAAAUUGGGUUUAG
Linum trigynum is the source of this 2777-nucleotide messenger RNA. The record is from the annotation of a GenBank genome assembly. Lineage: Eukaryota; Viridiplantae; Streptophyta; Magnoliopsida; Malpighiales; Linaceae.